Molecule: messenger RNA, 3252 nt
Organism: Helianthus annuus (common sunflower)
Lineage: Eukaryota; Viridiplantae; Streptophyta; Magnoliopsida; Asterales; Asteraceae
Product: probable LRR receptor-like serine/threonine-protein kinase At1g67720
Exons: 15
Coding region: 176-2974 (932 amino acids)
Biological process (GO): protein phosphorylation
Molecular function (GO): protein binding; protein kinase activity; ATP binding
Source: RefSeq, a predicted model, not a curated record
AAAAUCAAGAAAAAAGACAAAUGUGAAUGAACAUUAUACAAACUCAUCAAUCAAAAAAGGUGAAUUGCAAGUAGUGGGUAGACUUACAAAGAUCUUUAACUAACAAAUAAUUCACUGAAAUGCUACCAUCUUCACACUUAUACCACCCCUUUUCUACCUCUUCAUCUCAAGCUUCAUGGGUUUAGUUCUUCACAUAUUAUUAUUAUUAUUAUUACUUUCCUGCUCAAUCCCCCCUCUUCUCUCACAAGUUACAGAAUUUAUAAGUAUAGACUGUGGAGGAACAAGUGAGCACACUGACAAUAAAACCGGGUUACCAUGGGUUUCGGAUUCCGGGUUGAUCCGGCAUGGGACGCCAGUGGAGAUUGAGAAUUUUAAUGGUAAUUCAGUUCAGUAUCAAAGGCGUAGAGAUUUCCCUAUAGACAACAAGAAGUAUUGUUAUACUUUGAAUACAACAGAAAGAAGAAGAUACUUAAUCCGGGCUACAUUUUUAUAUGGUAGUUCUCAAAGCGAAAACACAUACCCGAAAUUUCAGUUAUAUUUGGAUGCAACUAAAUGGGCUACUGUUAGUGUGUUGGAUGCAUCAACGGUUUAUAUUAAAGAGAUGGUUAUUAGAGCGCCUUCGAGCUCGGUUGAUGUGUGUUUAUGUUGUGCUACGACGGGUUCUCCGUUUUUGUCCACGCUUGAGCUCCGGCCGUUGAAUCUUUCGAUGUAUGCUACUGAUUUUGAGGAUGAUUUUUACUUAAAGGUGGCUGCUAGGGUCAAUUUUGGUGCUUCAAGUACGGAAGCCGUAAGGUACCCGGAUGACCCGUAUGACCGGAUAUGGGAUUCGGAUCUUGCAAAACGACAAAACUUUCUGGUGGGAGUAGCACCGGGCACAGUGAGAAUCAACACAACAAAAGAAAUAAACACAAAUACAAGAGAAUAUCCACCUAUGAAAGUCAUGCAAACUGCAGUUGUAGGCACUCAAGGGCUUCUUAGCUACAGAUUAAACUUAGAAGACUUCCCCGCAAACGCUCGAGCUUACGCAUAUUUCGCAGAAAUCCAGGAUUUACCAGCAAACGAAACACGAAAAUUCACAAUGCAGGAUCCUUACAUACCUGAUUAUAGUAACGCUGUGGUGAAUAUCGAAGAAAAUGCAAAUGGAAGCUACACGUUAUAUGAACCGAGUUAUAUGAAUGUCAGUUUGUCGUUUGUUUUUUCAUUUUCUUUUAAAAAGACACCAGAUUCUACACAAGGACCACUUCUGAAUGCAGUUGAGAUCAGUAAAUAUGUACUGAUUUCAUCAAAAACCGAAAAAAGCGAUGUGAAUGUUGUUGGAACGUUUCGGUCAAUGCUUGCGAAUGGGGAUUUGAUUGAAGAAGGCGAUCCAUGUGUUCCGGUUCAGUGGGAAUGGGUGACUUGCAGCGCAAGUAAUCCUCCACGAAUCACCAAACUCGAAUUGUCAGAAUCGAAUUUUGAAGGUGAAAUUCCGUCAGUGAUCAAAGACUUGGAAGAGUUGACCGAGUUGUGGUUUAAUGGGAACUCCUUAAACGGGUCGAUCCCCGAUAUGAGUAACCUUGAAAAAUUGACAAUUAUACAUCUAGAGGACAAUAUGUUGACUGGUUCUUUACCAUCUUACUUUGGUAGUUUGCCAAACUUAAAAGAACUAUAUAUACAGAACAACUCUCUGACUGGAGAGAUUCCUCCAGAACUACUGACCGGAAAAAUAAUCUUUAACUAUGAAGGUAAUCACGGUCUACACAAACAUGGGAAGAAAAAGUCACAUUUUAAGUUGAUACUCGGGAUUUCAGUUGGAAUACUUGCGGCUCUGUUUAUAUUAUUCGUAGGAAGCUUGUUAGUACUACGUUAUUUUAGAAAAAAGGCGCCGACUCAAAGAAGUGACGAUAAAGGGGCGAUUUCGUCACGCAAGAGCAUUAUAGGAUCAACCGCGUACUCAGUGGCACGUGGAAGUUAUAUGGACGAAGGAGUAUCGUAUUACUUUUCACUUGCUGAGAUAGAAGAAGCUACUAGUGGGUUCUCGAAAAAGAUCGGUAAAGGAAGUUUUGGGCCUGUGUAUUACGGAAAAAUGAAAGAUGGAAAGGAGGUGGCGGUUAAGAUGAUGGCUGACUCAUCAAGCCAUGGGGCGCAGCAGUUUGUUACCGAGGUCGCGCUGUUGUCGAGAAUUCAUCAUAGAAAUCUAGUACCGUUAAUAGGAUACUGUGAAGAAGAACAUCAUCGUAUGCUGGUUUAUGAGUACAUGCACAAUGGAACGUUACGAGAUCACGUACAUGAUAAAGUCAACAAGAAGCACUUGGACUGGAGAGCGCGUCUCCGAAUCGCAGAAGAUUCAGCCAAAGGCCUUGAGUAUCUGCAUACUGGUUGUAACCCGAGUAUUAUUCACCGCGACAUAAAAACUAGCAAUAUUCUUUUAGACAUUAACAUGAGGGCAAAAGUUUCAGACUUCGGGCUUUCUAGGCAAACUGAAGAAGACUUGACACACGUAUCAAGUGUAGCACGAGGAACCGUAGGCUACCUUGACCCCGAGUACUAUGCUAACCAACAGCUAACUGAGAAAAGUGACGUCUAUAGUUAUGGGGUCGUUCUCUUAGAACUUAUCUCAGGAAGAAAGCCUGUAUCUCCGGAAGCAUAUGGAGCGGACUGGAGCAUUGUUCACUGGGCGAGGUCUUUGAUACGAAAAGGAGAUGUUGUGAGCAUUAUAGAUCCUACAAUAGCGCACGAUGUGAAGAUUGAGUCUGUAUGGAGGAUAGCGGAAGUAGCAAUACAAUGUGUGGACCAGCAUGGUUCUUCAAGGCCAAAGAUGCAAGAAAUAAUAUUGGCAAUACAAGAUGCAAUCAAGAUUGAAAAGGGAAAUGAUGGUAAGAUAACCUCGGAAAGUUCUAGAGCGCAAUCUUCGAGGAAAACGCUACUAACUACCUUUCUAGACAUCGAGAGCCCAGACCUUUCGAAUGAAUGUUUAUUCCCGUCUGCUAGAUAAUAGACAAUCAACUGGUGUACAUCUGAUUAUAACUCUUUGAAGAAACUGAUACACAGAUCCAUCGCGCCUAUUUUUUUUUUCUCCUGGAAAAAUGAAUAACUUUUAUAUAAAUAUUUCAAGAGCUGAGAAACCAUGAUAGUUCCUUACAAGUUAGCACAUCCAUUGUUGUUGUUGUUGUUCCAACUUGUAUAAAUUUUCUUAGAAGUUAAUGAGAGUAAAGCUUUAUAAUUAUAGUUGUAAUUAUGUGGAAAUCGAAAUGAAAAGAAUUGUUUUUAAUA